This is a messenger RNA of Myiozetetes cayanensis, 21323 nucleotides long. RefSeq names its product CUGBP Elav-like family member 1 (gene CELF1). The coding region runs from base 10955 to 12421 and encodes 488 amino acids. The record is from RefSeq and is a predicted model, not a curated record. Gene Ontology annotation, cellular component: nucleus; ribonucleoprotein complex; cytoplasm. Gene Ontology annotation, molecular function: mRNA 3'-UTR binding. Lineage: Eukaryota; Metazoa; Chordata; Aves; Passeriformes; Tyrannidae. The transcript has 14 exons. Gene Ontology annotation, biological process: mRNA splice site recognition; regulation of alternative mRNA splicing, via spliceosome.
ACAUUUUCUUCUUUUUUUUCCAUUCCCCUCAGCUCUGUUCUUGGGAUCUCUGCAUAAUAUAUCUUCCUCGAGUUGUGUCUGGACCCAAGUAUUUAAGAAGCAGCGUUGUUGGAAAUACUGGUGCUGCACUAGGUGUUUAAAAUUAAUAAAUACAUCUUUAGACUGAGAUAGGAAAUGUUCCGAUGGGUAGAGAUUGCAUUCCUGCCGAUGAAGAGCCUCCCAGGGCAGCAGCACAUUCUUAUAUCUGCCCAGGGACAUGGAUGCAGAUAUAUACCACCAGGAAAAUUCCUAAAUAGGGAUUUUAAAAUACAGUAAUGUAAAGAACUAUUUUUUCUUAAGGUGCUUACUGUUCUCUUUCAGCCUGUGCUCACAUUCAGAGUUAUUGGUGAUACUUAUUCUGGGAAAGUGUUGUGCUGUUUUGUGGAGUGUGUUCACCCUUUCUGAAUGAUCAUUCUUGGAUGGCUGUGGUUUUCGUUUUCCUGUCAAAGUCUCUAAUGUUACAUUAGGGAAUAAUCAGUCCCAGGUCCUACCUGCUUAGUUACAUUUGGCCUAUUGUAUCUACUUUUUUUUUUUUUUCUGAGUAUUUGAAGCAAAAUAGUUGAUGCAGUCCUAGGAAGUUCUGUUUACAUGCAGCAGAAAGUAGGAACACAGCAUCUGUAGAAAAGUAGAGAACUGAAAAGUGAUUGUUGUAAAAUCAUGAACAUUAAAAUGUGAAGAUUUAUGUGUUAGGUAGUUUUGUUUUGGAAGUAAAUGGCUUACAAUAGUGAGAGAAACUUAUCCAUCUUUCACAAUGGAAGACAGGUAAAGAACUCCAUAGUAUUACUGAGUAUUUAGUACUGUAUUCACACUUUUGCUUGUCCUUCACAAUUUGAUGCACUUGUAAGGUGAUCUUUACGUGGUAAGAGGAAGGUGUCUUUGACUUUUAUUUCUUCUGCUAUGAGUGGGGAUUCUGAAAACAUGCUGCCUGGCACUAUUCCUCUAAAUGGAAAGCAAGAAAGGUGGCACUAUCAUAGAUAUAUAAUAGUUGCUUUCUCAUUAAUAUAUAAUAAAUCCAUAACUUGCAAGUAACCUUUACAUCAAUUGAAGAAUCAUUAGUUGAAACAAAGUAUGGUGCUUUGUCAUAAGAGAAGUAUGAAUAUAAGAGAAAUACUUGAAAUAUUGUGGAAAUUUUCUUCUGAAAUUAUUACUGACAAUAUGCUGAAUUAGUUGAAUAUCAUAAAAGCUAUACGUUUAUGUGGCGCUUAAAUAUUUAGAUUCACAUGGAGUUAAGUAAAAUUCUACCUGUAAUCUAGAGCCUAAUUGAACUUAGUAAGAAACUCUGUUAUGAGCAGGUUGCUCCUUAACUAUUUCUUGCUUAUUUUUCUGAGAUGUGGUUAUGGACUACUAGUUACUGAGAUGUCUACCACAAGUCUGUUCAGAGUGCCCACUCUUAAUUUUUUCUUUAGUGCCUUUUUUUUUUUUAGAGUAGAUGGGAAGUGAUACAAAUUCUCAUCGUUUUUGAGAUUUCCUGGUUAUUAGUCUCUAACUCUGGGAUCUAAGAAUCCAUGGGUCAGGCUGUUGAACUGGAGACUGUUGUUCAGCAAUAUGUCCACAAGGCAGUCCAGUUUUCCAAAUCAUAAUGUGAGUUUGGUUACGGAAACAGCAGCAAUAGUCCAACAGACUCAGAUCUGUAUUUCUGCACUCUUACUUUUUAGUCUUGCCAUGAAUAUCUUAAAUGUUUUGUUUCAACGUGGGCGUGUUCAGUAUUGCUUCUUGUCCUUCAGGAAGCAGUUAUUCGCUGCCUUGGUAACUGCCUUCUGACAAGAAAGUAUCGUUUUUAUCCAUUGAUCAGGUAUUUGGCAGGAGAGAAAAACCAGUAUAAAUCAAAGCAGACUAAAAUACUUCAGAGUUUAUUAGAAUGGAAGUUGUAAUUUGAGGAGAGUUAUCUAGGGCCUCUAAUGGGUUUUUCUCGUGAAGUAUCACAGCACAGAAUCUUGAGUUGUGAUCCUGUUACAAGACUUCUUGAGGCAAGAAAGAUUAUCUUGACUGAAAAAAGUAACUUCUAGUUUUAUUGCCCUUCCUCCAGUCAUUAGAGACACUUGUGUUAUAUGAAAAAAAAUGCAAGAUACCAUUUUUCUGCUAUUUUAGAAAGGUGCCAAGAUGCUUUGGGACAUAACAGUGAAAAGAGAGAGCUUCAGCGUUCACAUUUUCAAGAGGAGAUUUCCCAAACAUCAACUGAACCUCAUUAUUUGCACCUGGUGCAAGAUUCAAGCAUGCAAAGCUAAAAUAUACAUUAGGUCAAAGCAGGAAAUUUAGAUAGAGCAAGGGAGAAAAUGUAAACUGCUGUAAAGCUGCAGUGCCAAUUAGUCUGCAAAUGCUUUGCUGUAGGGAGGAAUAGCUCACAAGUCUGAACUACGAUAGACAGAGCAGGCUUAUUUGUUCGACAGCAAUAUAGUGCAGCAGUUGUCAUCCCAGGGAAAGGAAGUCUUUUCUCUGACAUCUUGAGUAGCUUAAAAUUUCCAGCUAUCUCAACUCUGUGCAUUUUGAAAGAAAAGGCAUUGUUGCUAACUGAAUUCAGUAUAAACAGUGAGCAACUAGAUGGAUGAACAGAAGUCUUCAGUAGUGUUCAAAUUUUAUUGAGGAAUUUCAGUUGAAAUGAUGCACUUUGUCACAGGAAAACCUUCUGCCAGAAGUGAAAUCCUUGUGCACAAGUUGUCUUGUCUGUCCCAUGUAUGCAUAUCACCCUUUCGUAUUCAGUAUACUUAGUAUAUUAUGAUCUGAUUUUUGUUUUGAUUUUAGUAAAGAUAUGCUGGCUGACUGGCUGCUCUGUUAGAAGGCAGAGUAUGAGUGGCAAACUGAUAAACUGAGUUUUGAUAAUGAGUCUGUACUGAUGUAGAGUGAAUUUAUAACCGAUUUAAUGGUUUGGCUUGCAGUGUUAAAGUUCCAGGUAAAUUUAAGGUUGUAUAAACUGGGCUUAAAAUUGUAUCUCUCUGGAAUUUUAACAUUGGUUUGACUAAAUUACUUGUAAAUAUAACUUGGAAUAACUGGCCUGAGUAUUGCUGAAUUCCAUGAAAAUAAGCAGGUACUUUGAGUUCUUUGUCCUUUUUAGCGGCACACCUCAAGGAGAUCUUGAAUGAGCAUGUGGAUGAGAGGAUGAGUGUUUGUUGAGUAUCUAGUGUCAUGCUGGUAUGGUAUCUGGCAGGCUUUCCUUUGCAGGCAGUUUUAAUACUUUCACACUGUGUAUUCUCUCCAGGCUGAAUGCUCUCCCAAUUCAUUUAAUAACUCAGGUGGAUGUCUUACGUUGUUUUUACUUUAAAUUAAUGUGAGUUUUUCAGGACCUUAGCUUCUUUUUUUCACCACCAUCAAAACUGUUCUUUCUGGUAGUUUUCACUUCUAUCUGUGGGCUGUUUCAUAUUGCACCUUUCACAAAAAUAAUGCGGUUGUUAUCCACUAGACCUCAGCAUCUAACAUGUUGAAGUGAAACUGUUGUUCUGUAAACAUCUUAUCAUUUAGAUUUCAGGCUUUGACUGAACCCAUGAAUAUUCUAUUUUUGCCUCAAACUAUGCAGUUCAAAAGAUAUUCCAACAAAUGCAUGCUGUCCACAAAUCUUUUAGACUGUUGGAAAGGGAAUAUUCAUGUCUGUUUUUUUCCAAAGCAGUGGAGUUGGUUAUUUAUGAAGCUUGUAAUUCAGAUGAAGUAUUUAGCAGGCAGUGUCCAAGUCUACACACAGAAAUGAUGGCAUCUUUCUUACUACGUGUUGAGAUUUGCAUGAUGGACACCACGCAUCUUAUUAUCUGCAAAAUCUUACAAGAUAAAGCCUUGAUAAAUGAUUCUUCAGAAGGCAAUGAAAUAUUGGUCUUUCAGGAAGAGAGGAUGUAUUUUGAAUGUCACAUCUAGCUUUUGAAUUUCAUGUGGGCACAACAGAGUGUAAAAGUAAUUCUUCACUUAUUUAUAGUUUCAUAUUCCUAAGCAGAGCACCAUCUUAAAAUCUUUUUGCCAACUUACCUAUGCUUCCUUGUUAUCUGCCUUGAAAAAAUUCCUGUUCUCUGUUUAAACUCCUAAAUUAAAAAACAUACAUCAGGGUGACAGGUCAAUGUAGUGAAGUAUUGUAUGUCUUUGUUUUUUCCGUGUCUUGCCUGUCAUUGUUUUAUGACUGUACAAUGUGUCGCGUUAUUUAUGAGUGAAACAGUAAAGAUUCCUUGCACAGUCCUAAGUGACAUUAGAAGUGAUACCAUUAAAAAUUAUCAAUAUGCAAAAUCUUUGGGAGGAAAAAAAGGGUUGUAUAUAUACUUCUGUAAAGCAGUUUUGACUGCUCAGAAAUCCAUGGUUAUAUGCUUUGGUGACUUAAGAAAAGUUAAGUGAGGAUAUUCUGAUAUUUAUGGAAUAAAGCCACCCAUGUUACAUUUUGAAUUGUGCAUUCAUGACCAGAAUUUGAUCACUAGCAGAGAAUGGCUGUAGGUGGUACUGUCUGUAUUUAGCAGUGUGGAAGCUGCUUUGACACUAAUUCUCUGAUGUAGAAAUUUGCUUUACAGUUUCUUUGGGUUUAAAAGUAUUUUGUCAUUUAAUUCAAGGCUGAAUUUAAUAGGCAUUUCAUGGGGAGCAUUUUUGUGAAGAAAAUAAUUUAGGCUAUGCUUAGGUGUAGAGCUAAUUCAGACUAUUCUGGUGUCUUUCUGAAUUUGCAGGGAGCCUAAACCAUUAUCUCAGUGAUGAGAAAUCUGAAAAAAUAAUGAGAUUGUUGGUUUAAAUACCAGCACUUUUAUAACUACUUGCAAGUUACAUUAACAAAAAUGCCUGACUAGUGUACUUCUCUGAGUUCUCAAUAGGCUACUACAUUCCUGAUAUAGCUGAAAGUUGUAGCUUCCAGUUAUUUAUAUGAGAGAACUUUUCUGGUAACUUCUGUAAGGUAGUUUUGUAUGCCCACAAAAGUGUGGGAUACAUCAAGUAGAAGAAAUAGGCAACAGCACAGGGUAAUAAAUCUCUCAUGAAAAAGUUUAGUUUUUUAUAUAAAUGAAACUGCUUUUGAGAUUGCAGACUGUCAUACUUCUAUAUGAAGUCAUAAAAAUAAAAAGUCAUAGACUGUGCCACUUGUUUUAUUUUUCUUUGAAUUCCUACGGAUUUGGGUUUUCAGUUACACUUUUUUUGCUCUUUCCAUGCCAGAACAUGAAAAGGGGUGGGGCAGGUGGAGAGAGUAGUGGAUGCUGCAUAGAAGUGUAUUUUUUUUCGUUUUUAAGAAGAAUACAUAGAAAAAGUUUUAGUUUGUGUUUAAACACUGGCAAAAAGGACUACUGGGAAAGCAGACAUGAUAUGGCAGGUCACCAUAGUAAUUAGUAUCAACCAAUAAGAAAGGUCAUGGUUCCUGGUUUAGGACAAUACUUAAGAAGGGAGAAGAGUUUAAAAAGAUGGCUAUAAUUCAGUUUGGGCUGUGGGGGGAGAAGGUCAAACCAAGAACUUAAUAUGUGGAUGCGUGUCCAAAAGCAACUAGGAAGACCUUGCCAGUUCAGUAGCUCUUGAAAUGCUGGUGGAUGUGGGCAUUCCCUGGAACAGAGAUUUUAGGUUUCUGAGUUGCUGCCGAGAUUCUGUUGGUGAAUAAAGCAAAAUGUACUUGGAACUCAUUUCUAAGCAGUAACUCCUUUAAGUUUGUACACUUUAAUUCUUUUUCUUCUUGCACAGUGUGACAGUGAAUGAGGCUGUGCGUGUGUAAAGGAACUUGUCUUAGCAAUGAUCUCUUUCAGAGACCAUGUAUGGGUAAAGCAGUUCGGCUGGUUCAGCUCCUGCUCCUCCCUCUCACAGAGCUGAGCAGAAUCUCUUCUGCUGAAACGGUUGCACCACUUUCUGCUUUCUAUAUUUGUCCAGCAGCAGCACACUGGAAACUAGGCAGUGUGGCUGGCCUGGUGGGCAUUUGCUGAGCAGAAUUGAGAGCCAGGGCUUACAGUCUCUGUUACAUCCGUCUGUCUGUCUGUCUGCGUCUCUGGGGAGGACUGGAGUUCCAAGUGAAAGGUGAUCUGUUUGUGGAUGUUGUGUUUUUUGUAAAAUUCAGUUCAUUCAAAUUUGGGAGUCUAGGGACAGAGAGCAGAGGAGGGAAGGCAGUUGACUUGCAGGGACAGUAUGUAUAUAGUGAGUGGCAGUGGCAUCAGAAAGAUACAGACAGAUUUAACCUCCAAAAGAGCUGCUGUCUUCUGGGAUGAGGAUUUUAAUCUCCCUUCCUGCUUUGGGGUGUGAUUAACCAGGGCCUGUAUCUUUCCAUAAAAGGUCUGUUGUCAUUGUCUGCCUUGAAGAUUAAUGAAAGCUAGAUCCUGUCCUGGAAGAUCUGAGUGGUGUCUUUGCUUGUUAUGGGCAAUGGGGAUUAAUGAGGAGCUAGAGCCUGACCUGCCUAGUUGGGAAUCAGGAGUUGGUAUUGAGGUUUGGGGUUUGUGGGAAAUGCCUUGUUAGGAAGAAGUGGAAACUUGUAGCUAAGACUUACUUGACUGUGUGCUUGUGUAAACUUUGUAUCGAGGCUCUGCACAUAUCGGGAAGGUAGCUGUUCACAGUUGCUUUUUCAAGUAGUAGAUCAGGUGAACAAAUAGUGCAGAAAGUCUGUUAGCUGCUGUCACUGUAGUAAACUAUUGAUACAAUGUUCUUUGAGUAGUAGAAAGGUGUUCAAAAUUGUGGCAGCAUCUGGAUACACCAUUAACAUUGGCAAUAAUUUUUUUGAGAGGGAGGAAGAGAGAAAGAGAGAAAUAGUUUUUUGGGAAUACUGUCCACUUACAGAUUCUCCUGCCUUUUGAAUAUCUGUGCAAAUGAGCAUCAGGCCUUUUGGUUGUGGUAUUUGAGCGAGGAAAACAUUGUUUGAGUGGUGAAAUAGAAGGCAGCAUCUUGCUAAAAUCAUUCUUGAGGAUCAUGUUCCCUAAACUCAGUCUGAAUUAUUUUUCUUUCCGGCCAGUGCAAUGUCUUCAGUGUAUUUCCUCCUGAGAAAGCUGUGUGUCUUGAAUUUGGAAGAAGCAAAUUUUAGUGGAAAAUUGGUGGCUCUCAGCUGCCUGGCAAUAUCUGAAUUGCACUGAUGUCUGCAGGCAGGGACCUGUGACAGAGAGUCAUCUUCCUGAACUGCUUGAACUCAAGCAACUUUGUUGUGUGGCUGUUUUCUGAUCAUUCUUUCUUUAAUGGGGACACACUGCAAUAAUUUUUCUAUGUUCAUCUGGAAAACCUAUGAAUAUGCAGCUUCUGGGAUGUUAAGCUUGUUGCCUUAAGUGUUUUGAUAUUUUUCCUAAUUCUGGCGUCCUCUGCCAGAAUUCAGCCCGCUGCCUGCUUUUCUUCCCACUUUUCCACUUCCGGACUCCUUAGUUGAUGUCUUUUCAUUUAUAUGAGUUACCAGUGAAAGGUAAUUCUUGGUACUGUUUGAUGCCAGUGGUUGGGGUUUUGUGAUUCCUCUACUUUCAAGUGUUUUUCAAAAGCAUAUUUGUCUUUUUUUUUUUUUUUCUGUAGUCUUGUAGCGAGAAUAUGAUUAGGCAGUUACAAAGGCCUCUUGGAAGUACACUAUUGCAUGUUUAAAAAAUACUGUGUCCAUUCUGUGAAAGAUGUCAUGAUAAAUGGGUAGAACACUGAAUAAACAUAUGUACACUUAGGGCAUUGAGUAGAUGAAAGGCUAUAGAACAGCACUGGGAAUUUAAAUCUUACUAUUUUGUAAGAAUCUUCCUAAAGGCAAUAUAUAAGAAAGUGACAUUGUUCAGAGCUAAGAUAAGCUGUCAAGACAUGAAAUCUUAUUUGCCAAAUAUACUUUUAGUUUAGAUAAUCCAUUCUAGAUUGGCUAUGUUACCCUGUUUGCAGAAAAGAUUUAAUCAGGAUUGGAGACGAAUGAAAAGUUAACUUCUGGUGUCCUUUGAAGGUACUGAAAUUCCACAAGUAGGGUAAUUUUUUUAUUUUCUUCUUACCCUAUUUUAUUUUUUACAAAAAUAAUUCUGUUUCUUUAAUGUCAUAAUCAUGCAGUUGAAUAAGAAAGUUAGGUUAAGGUUGGAAAUGUGGGAAGAUUAUUGGAAUUUGGAAUUAAGUCCAGUGUUCAUUUGAAAUUAAUGAAGUAAACUGCUGUUAGAAAGCAAUUACAGAUAUUAAACUCCAGGAAGAAUAAAUGAAAGUUAAAAAUAUUUACUUGUGAAUUUAAAAAGCUGAAUCAUAAUUUAAUCAAGGAUAGUCAGUGCCAUGUCUUUAAACAUCGGAUGCAGUCCACUGACAAAGAAUUAGGGCAGUAAAGGUGUAAUAGUUAAUAAAAGCAAAGGUGGAUAAUUUGCUAAUCAAAUUAUAUUUGUAAUGUUAGUGGUUAGUUUGAAUUGCAAGUAUCAAGCCAAAUGUUGUGUCUGUAAUAGGUAAUAAGGAGCAAUAGGUAUAAUUUGCUAUGAAUUUGUAUGUUAUGUCUUGUCAUUUUAUAAGUGUUUGUUCUGAGCAGACUUAUAGGGAAGCAGAAUAGAAUGAAACAGCAAAGAACCAAAGGAAAGGACUUACCCCAUCUGGAAAUUUCCAGAUGGCAGACACUAAGGACUAUGGUCUAACCAAAACAUUGGUCUAACCAAAACAUUGGCUGAGCUCAGGUGGCGAGAUGGAGCCCGUGAAAGCAAGGACCAAUAUCAGGGGAGCCCGCGAAAGGAAACCCAAUAAAGAAAUCGAAAGAGACUUAAGGGGUGGAGAUAGAGGGGGGUAUAAAAAGUGGGGUGUGGGCUUGCCUUGGGGCAGACCGUUGGUGGAACAGGAGUUUCCCGGUCUCCCAGCGUGCUGUUUUGCUUAUUUGCUUUUAAUAAAUUUCUACUCUAUUUUAAAAAUAUAUCUGGUCUUUUGACUAUAACAAAGGUGAUUAUAUGGAAGAGCAUGUAUGUGCUUCUUAGAAGUAUAGUGGUUUUUUCACAGAAGCAGUGGAAGCCUUCUUUGUCACUUGAGGCCUUUAGAAAGAAUUAAUCAGUAGAGAUUAAUGAUGUGAAAUUCAGCACCUAAAUCUGAUUAUCUAGUUCCAUGAGUCAUUUAAAUGAGCAUCUGCCAGUAUUGCUCUGAAAGUCUCGUGCCAUCUUUGUGUUUUUCAUUUCCUUUGUGCCACCAAGAGUAUCUGUGUGGUUGUGCAGUGAAUUGAAUCUGGGAACAUACUUGGAUUAAAACUAUUAUACUUCUGUUGUCGGUAGCCUUAAUCACACCUUGCCCAUUUUCUUUCUCAGGCUUGUUGUACAGAGGUGGGGAUGGAUAGCUGGUGAGGAAAAAGUUGUGCACUAUUCUUUUGACAAGAGCAUCAGCUUAAACUGCAUCUACAGUCAGAGUAUCUUGAUCUAUUUGUAUUUCCUCCUCCCUUCAAUAAAUGUUUCUGGAGAGCUGUACCCAGUCCUCUCAGUAAUAUAACCCCAAAAAAUUAAGUAAGAAUUGUUUGCAUGUGUUACCUGCUGUGGCAUAUGUAAUUUUGUUCUCUACAGGGAAGUACUAAAUGUUGUCUUAACACACUUCUUUAUGAAGGCAGUAUUUUAUACACGCUGUGUUUGAUGCUGCUGUACAGAGAAGCUUGCUGUUUGUUUGGGAAGAAAUCAGUGAGCUUUUCUGAUGUGAGGACACUGAGAAAAUAAUGUGCCACAUAAACUCUCCCUGAAUCAAAACCUUACAUGUGACAGUCUAAGGUACCUCCAGAAUCUAGGUGCAAGGUAUAGAAACCAUGAGAAUCCAGCAAGAUAUGUGAGGAUUUUAUGUCUAUCUUGACUCUUCAUGCAACCAAAACUGUAUUUAUAGCACUUGUUUUUGCCAUAAAGUUUCUGGAGUCUCCUUCUGCUAGCAGUGGAAACCAGCUGAUGUUAUACUGUGCCUUCCAGGAAAAGUGAAUGGAAAGAAUUGAUGGAUAAGUGUGUAAGUGAAGAACAUCUGAAAAUACGUGCGUAAGACUUCAAGGAAGUACUGACUCUCUGGUUCUUGGCAAAGUGCAUUGACACUCUUGAUCCUUCUCCCCCCAGUCUAAGAUCAGGUUGCGGAUCCAGCAGGGAGGAUUUCUGAGGCCUUGGGAAGAGAAAGGAGCAAGUGAAGCUUUGCUGGCAGGAUCAGUCACCAGAGGGAAGCAGCCUGGAGAGGGUGUUUCAGGGUCACAGAAUGGGCCAUGAGUAGUUCGUGGAUUAAAAGGCUGCUGAUACCAGUAGGAAAAACUUUCUAUUAGCGGUUCAUAACUAAGAAUGAAAGCUUCUUCAGACAGGGAAAAGUUAACCUAAAGUGUGACAUCACAUUUGUGAAUGGUAGUCAGACAAAAAUUAUGCUUCAAGGUGCUGCAUGUGUUUAUGCAUUCAUGUGUUUUCAGGAGAUUGUAAAUUAAUGCAAAUUUUUUUUCCUGUAUUAUGUACAGUUGUUUGUGUGCUUUAGAUACUAUAUAAAGAUAUUGAAGAGGGUAGUAAAUGUUGCAAAAAAAGAAAUUGAAUAUGUACAAAUGAUGCUACAAAUGAUGACAAAUUGGAAACCUUCAGAGCUGGAGUAGAAACUUAGUAAGAACUGCUUUACAGUGAAUGGUUAGAUUUUAUUAAAUUUUUGAAUAAAAGUCAGGACAUUCCUAAGUUGAUGUUCCCACAGCAAUGGCAGCAUUUGCCUCUGAAGAAAAAGAAAUAGCAUGAAACACUUUUUAAAGCUUCAGCUCUACACACCAGUAUUAAAUCUCUUUAAAUGCUAAUGAAAAUUAUCUGCUGUUGAAAGUGAUUUGAAUCAGUAUUCAUUUGUUAUAAUAGAGCAGUGACUUCAAUUCUUUGCAAAUGUAAAUGAGUGUAAUUAGAGACUUGUAUCCAUUUACUUCUGCAAAGGGUUUGACCGUGUACCUGUUUCAAAAUGAAGAUAAAAAUAAUUGAGCAUAUUUUUACUCUUUGGUUUGCAGGCGUGGCAAUGGCAGAUUCUGCACGGUAGAGUUCAUGGCAAGUAUUUGUCUAAUAUAAGCCAAGCAAGACGCACAUACAAGCUUAAGACUGAAGACUGGAACGGCUAGAGGGAGGUGCAUAGCUGCAGCUCAAAGAAAAUGAAUGGCACACUGGAUCACCCAGACCAACCUGAUCUAGAUGCUAUCAAGAUGUUUGUGGGUCAAGUCCCAAGGAGCUGGUGUGAGAAGGAUCUAAGAGAACUUUUUGAACAGUAUGGUGCUGUCUAUGAAAUCAAUGUCUUGAGGGACAGGAGCCAAAACCCUCCUCAAAGCAAAGGGUGCUGUUUUGUUACAUUUUAUACCCGUAAAGCUGCACUAGAAGCACAGAAUGCUCUUCACAACAUGAAGAUCCUCCCAGGGAUGCACCAUCCUAUCCAGAUGAAACCAGCUGACAGUGAAAAGAGUAAUGUAGAAGAUAGGAAGUUGUUUAUUGGAAUGAUAUCCAAGAAGUGCAAUGAAAAUGAUAUCCGAGUGAUGUUCUCCCCCUUUGGGCAGAUUGAAGAAUGCAGGAUAUUACGGGGCCCAGAUGGCCUGAGCAGAGGUUGUGCAUUUGUGACUUUUACAACAAGAGCCAUGGCACAAACAGCAAUCAAAGCAAUGCACCAAGCACAAACCAUGGAGGGCUGUUCUUCUCCCAUUGUGGUAAAAUUUGCAGACACGCAGAAGGACAAAGAGCAGAAACGAAUUGCUCAGCAACUCCAGCAACAAAUGCAACAGAUCAGUGCUGCCUCAAUAUGGGGAAACCUGGCUGGUCUCAACACACUUGGACCCCAGUACUUAGCACUUUAUUUGCAGCUCCUUCAGCAGACAGCAGCUGCUUCAUCUGGGAACCUGAACACAUUGAGCAGCCUCCACCCAAUGGGAGGACUGAAUGCGAUGCAAUUACAGAACCUGGCUGCGUUAGCAGCUGCAGCCAGUGCAGCUCAGAACACACCGAGUGGUACCGCUGCACUCACUUCCUCCAGCAGUCCCCUGAGUGUGCUCACCAGCUCAGCAGGUUCCUCACCUAGCUCCAGUAGCAGCUCCUCUGUUAAUCCCAUGGCUUCUCUUGGAGCAUUGCAGACGCUGGCAGGGGCUACCGCAGGCCUCAACGUUAGCUCUUUAGCAGGAAUGGCAGCCUUAAAUGGAGGACUUGGCAGUGGUGGUCUUUCAAAUGGGACAGGUAGCACAAUGGAAGCCCUCACACAGGCUUAUUCUGGAAUCCAGCAAUAUGCUGCUGCUGCACUGCCCACACUCUAUAACCAGAGUCUCUUAACACAGCAGAGUAUUGGUGCAGCGGGAAGUCAAAAAGAAGGUCCAGAGGGAGCCAAUCUGUUUAUCUACCAUCUUCCCCAGGAGUUUGGGGAUCAGGAUCUGCUGCAGAUGUUCAUGCCAUUUGGAAAUGUCGUCUCUGCCAAGGUGUUCAUUGACAAGCAGACCAAUCUAAGCAAGUGUUUUGGUUUUGUAAGUUACGACAAUCCUGUCUCUGCACAGGCUGCCAUUCAGUCAAUGAACGGCUUUCAGAUUGGCAUGAAGCGUCUGAAAGUACAGCUCAAGCGCUCUAAGAAUGACAGCAAGCCAUACUGAGCAGCCUCCCCUCCGGGACUGGAGUGAGAAGGAUCUUCUGGUAAGUUGGAGAGGAGCGCACUUAAGUGAUUCGAAGCCCUAAGGCUGUGUUUUUACAGUCCUGGAAGCUGAUCCAUGCCUUCUAUCUGGCACAUCUUCCCUUGAAGACUCUGCUGCAGCCUCUGCUGAGAAUCCCGCUUCGGAUGGAGGACAAGUUUGUGCUUUUGUUUCCAGUGUUUUACUUUGGAGUUUAGGUGCCAUAUCGCUGAGGUUUUUUUGUUUAGUUUUGGGUUUUUUUUCUCCCUUAUUUGAAGUUUGCUGUGUUUGUAACCAGUGUGUGUUGAGAAGGACCAAUGCCAGCUCCUUGUGGGUGGGGAGGGAAGGUUAAAGGGAGCAGCAGAAACUGACACCACACUGCCUUGGGUAGAGAGGAGAAGGGAAAGCAGAAAUAACACAGAACAGCUGAUGAAAACAAAGAUAGGGAAGGAGAACAGUCUCGGGUGAAGAAGAACCGCCUCCACGUAGCCUUUGUCAUGCCCCAUCCACUCUUGGAAAUCUCCUUAACUAUAUGCCAUGGUGGGGAUUUAGUAAAUCAUCUCUAAAGCAGAAUACAGGCUAAAAGGGUAAACACAUUAACAAGCCAAAGGAAAACUGCAGUGUUGUGGUUUUGUUGUUUGUUGUUUUGGGGUUUUUUUUGCUGUAUAUAAAGUAGUGUUUAUAUAGCACUGUGAAUGUACACAGCACUUUAUAAAAUUAUUAGAUAAUGUCUUUGCCCAGAAAAUUUCACUGUCCAUUUACGGUGGAAUAUUAAUGAGAUGCAGUGAAUUUCUUCAUAUAUAAGAAACCAUAUCCUAUGUACUUCAUCUAGGUUUUGUGGAAAGGUAGAGACAACUUAGUCUGGAUGAAUAUAUCUGAGGCUGGAAACAAACUUUUGGUCCCUGGUAACCUGCAGAAGUUUUUUGACAAUUUUUCUUCUUAACAGUUGAUCACAUUCCCCGUUUCUGUGGAAUAAUGUCCUUUUUUGCAGAGAUAGCUAUAAAUAUCUGCUCAUAAGCAUAAUGUAAGUGCUGAUUGUUUAUUGAAAUGAUAACUUCCUGUUUUGUUGAGGGGUUUUUUUGUUGUUUGUUGGGUUUUUUUAACAAACAAAACAAUUUGUGCAGUGACAUGGUCUAGUAAUUAGGUGUUUCUUUAUACUGCAGUUUUCCUUUAAGGUGGUGUGUACCAGUGCAGAACAGGCUAAUCCAGGAGCUGUGGAACCAGAGUAUUGAGCCAUUCAGUCUUUUGCUGCCUUUUGGUACUAGCUGUUAUCUUCUCUAUUGAAGGAAAAUUGAACACACCCUUAAGUGUACACACACUUAUUCUGCAUAUUAGUGUAAUUGCUAAUGCCUUGCUAAGGGUUUUUUGUUAUUCACUGGUUUUAGGAGGCUCAAAGGACUUUUGACACUCUGGCCUGAGCUGUUAUAAGAAAUCGGUGUAGAGUUCCAUUUUAUAACCACCAAAAUCCACCUCUGUCACAAGAGGAAGUUUACAAUUUCUGUAUGUCUUUAAUAGAGGUUCAGUUUACCUCAUAUUUUCUUCUUUUCCUUGUUUUCUUUGUAUUCCUGGUUUGUGAGGCUGUUUCCCAAGGCACCAGCUAACACUGCAAUCUGGGAGCCAGCUGCUAGAUGAUGAGUGCCUGGGUCAGAGAUGGGGUCAGAAGUUUGUUUUCUGCUCCACCAGGAGGAGCACUAAACCCAUCAAACCUGAGAUCUCAGUCAGAAUCCCCACUUGUGUGCAAUGAUCUGUUGGGAAUGUCAGGCAUUUCCAGGAACUGGGCCCUCUGUGCUCUCAAACCUCAGAAAACAAGGCCUGACCUGUACCAUCCAAGGGGAGCCCUUUUCACUCUUAGAUUGAAAAUCCAACAGUUGAUGUCAGUCUGUCCAUAUUGAUGGCAGACAGAUAAAUCUGUCAGUAUUAUUCAAAUCAUUUUGUGGUGACAAAGUUUCAAAGGCCAGAUUGCCAAAUUUCCCAGUUAUGCUGGCAUGUGGUACCCUUCUAUGUUAAUUAUUUGAAUCUCUCUAGAAACGUAAACAUACACUGAAGUGAACCAUGUACACUUGAAUUCUGCACCACGGGAAAGAUGUGUCCUGGUUUUCUGAGAAAAGAGUGUUGGAGUGUGAAGGCCUCCAGGGUGAUAAUGGGAUUUUUUUAUAUAUAUAUAAAUAAUAUACUUUUCAGAAAAAGAAAAAAAAAAAAACAGGAAAAAAAAACAUAGUUGGGAGCAACUGCUCCAAGUGCAACCUGCUGUAACCAAGAAUGUUGUUUCUAUUUUUAUAGAAGUUUUAUACCGCUCCAGGGUGGAGAAUAUUUAUUACCUAAAUUAUUUCACUGGAAAAAAAGGCCAGGGUUUUGUAGAAUCCUGAAUGUGAUUGUUUAACACACAUAAUGAUGUGCAUGAUUGAAACUACUGAUUUUCAGUGGCCUGUUUGCAGCCCAACAACUGCUAAAUGAGGAAGAUGAAUGCUGUGAAGCAGUGGAGGAGAGCACUGUGCUCUGGGGUCUCUACAGUCACUCUUACAUUCUGUGCACCCUACCCCACUGUACUGUCCAAGACCUUUGUCCUGUUUUUCUUUUAACCUGAUGCUCUGGCCUCUCUACUAGUCAUUUCAGUUGCCCAAAAUUAGAUAUUUUAGCUUCUUCAUCCUAUAGUGUGUCCUCAAUACUGUAACUGAUGGAUCAAGCUUGGCAUUGUUGCAAAUAGGUGUGACUCCUAUUGACUUCAGGAGAUUCACCAGUUUACACUGUGGCUUAGUUUGAUCAGUGACUCCUCCCAGACAUAAUCACCUUAAAGUCACCUAACUUGGGCUAGCUCUUGUGCCUUACUGGCAUAACUAUAAGUAUUGCCAAAAAGAAAAGGAAAAUAAAUCUAUGCAGGUUAAAUUUUAAAAGAUGUGAUCCUCAGAUGGUUUGAAUCAAUGCAGUUCAGCUCUCUUCAGUAGAGCUGCAUCAGUUUUCACCAGCUGAAGAUGUUGCCCUUUUUUGUGUAUUUGUUUCAGAUUUCCCUUUCUUGGUGUAUCAAUGUGUAUGUUGCCAAAGUUAAUAAAUGUAUCAAGUUUGUGACUUGGGCAGAUUUUUUUUCUGUUAACAGAACUGAUCAGAUAAAGUCAACAUUUCUGUGUCUGUUUGGUGGCUGCCGCUGAUUAUGGAGAUUUAGGCUGCUCUUGCUUUUCAGUCUUAAGCCAGUUUUCUUCCUCACUCAUUGGCAGAAAAGUCUGGGAUUUGGGGUACUUGGGGCUUACAUAUUUUAUUUUAUUCUUAAUUCAUAUCAUGCUCUCAUUCAAGUGCAAAUCAAAUCAGUGUCAAAUAAUUUAUUUCCUGGAUAGCAAGAUAAAAAUUGGUUGGGUUCAAAUAAACUGCAGAAGGUUGCCUGAAGUAGCCACAUAGACAAAGUAUGCUGUAUGCUUAAAACCAAAGAACCUGCAUUUUCCACAACAAAAACUAGAAGGACUUCAGAUGAAAUACAGUUCCUUAUUACACGUGCAACCAGCAAAUAUUGAACAUAUCUUAAGUUACAAGGUGUGAUUAUCUACUUCAUAGAUUUAUUUUUUUCUCAGGAGAUACUUGAUUUUACUGCUGUAAUAAGGUGAAAGUAUUACGAACUUAGUCUGACACUACUUAGUGUCAGUAUUAUAGUAAUUGAAAUCGCAGGUUUUUCAGUCCCCCAGAUAAUCAGCAGUCCAAAAUAGGAUAGCUCUUUGAAAUUUAAUUUUUUCUUCCAGUAAUGCAAAGCUUGCAUUAUUAAAAAAUUCCUUUGAUAGAAAGUAACUAAAAUUUAAUCCUAAACAGAAUGAGGAUUGGAAUAUUUUGGAAAUAUUUGAUUCAAAAAUGGGGAAUAUCUAUUUAUGUUUUGUUGGUAAGGUAGUUUCCUAGCUGUGGACAUUGCUGUCUGGAAAACAGGCACCUCAGAAAACAUUUCACUGGCAAAUACAUGUAUCAAGAAAAAGCUUUCACCUGAAUACUGCAAGUCAUGUAGCAUGAUAAUUCUAUUGUGCAAGCUGAAUCUAACCAAACUGUUCUUUCUUGUUAAUGAUUGUGAGUUAGGGAAGAACAGCCAAACAGAAUGAAGGUGUUCCUGUUUCAUUUGGAAAUAUCUAAAAACAACUUGUAUAAAGCAAAUUUCAAAUGAAGGCUGCAACUAUGAACAUGUAAAAUGCUUUGAAAGCCUCUUGUUGCAGGCAUUUAAUGUUUUAUGUCCCUGAGCAUACCUAGCACAAAAUAUGAAACACAGAAGGCAGAUUUAUCACUGUUGCGAAAACUAAGCAAGGACAAACUGGAAUAACUUUCUCCAAGUCUUUUAAGUUCUUGUCCAGCAUCUCAUGGUUCUGUUCUUGUAGGCCAGUCUUUCCAUAGGACUUUGAUGAAACUUAUUCUUUCCUCUCAACAUUACUAAGUGAAAUAUUUGAAAAAUUUCUAUUAAAAAAAACUCAGACAAAUCACACAGGGGAUUUGGAUGGUACAUGCAUAGACGUGACUUGAUUUCAUGCUCCUUAUUGUUUUUCAUGCCUCAGUUCAUGAGAACUUGCCUUUCUAGUUUAGUAGUGAAACCUCACACUUGUCUGCAAACUAUCUAGAGUAUUUCUAGAAAUAUAGAAAUAACUGCGAGAGUUGCAUUGUACUGUUUGCUGGAGUUGGUUUAAACUCUAUACUAAGUCCUUUCCUUUUGUGGGAAAGCAUGAAGAGCAAAUUAAUCUCAGCAGUUCUAAUAAGAGGAGUGUUGCCAGUUUAGUGGACAAUGUGCUUCUUGUUUCUUUGGAACUAGAAACAACACUUGUUAUUCUCAAAUAUGCUAUAAAUGCUGUAAGAUAAUAUGCAAAUCUCACCUUGUUCUAGUCUCUAACCAGCAGCUUUGACAUGUGCUGAAGACUAAGGCCACAAACAGGAGGGGAAUUGGAGGAGUGGGGAGGCAGGAAAAGAAAACAUCACUUCCUCUCUCCUCUACCUCCCACUCUCAACCCAAAAUGUUCCUUGUCACUUGCAGAUCACAAACUGAGGGGAGGGAACAGAGGUAUUUAUAUCAGUUAAUGUAAAAAUUACUUUUAUAUAAACUCUUCAAGAAAACUUCAGGAAACACAUUUUUUUCUGCUCAUCAAACUGGCAACAGUGACUGUAGAGCUUCUCAGAGCCCAGAAUCCCCUCCUCACGAAUUCAGGGAGCUGGGGGCAGUUACAUAAAAAGUUGGGAACGGAAAAUCCCUGUGCAGGUCUAAUGGUAUGAAAAGUGCGCAGCUAGGACAAGUCUUAACUUGCAGUCAAGUCUUAAAGAAUUCUUCUCUGAUGUGUGGGCUUUUUGUCUUGUAUAAUUUUUUUUUUCCCCUUUUCCAAAUCACCUACCCCCAGUUUCAUGGGCUCCUAGGGGAUGAGAAGGGACUGUAGCUGAAGGACUUGCUGGGCUACUACUGCCUAAGAACUUCCAAUGUUAGAGUGCAAGAAAAGUCUCAACCGUCAAACCACCUGUGAAUCCCUUGUGUCCUCUGUCUUGUCUCUCAUGGUCUCAGUCUCUGUGGCCAAAUGUUAGCCCUGGAGUCAUAUUUUUUUGAAUCGGUCUCCUGGGGAGGGAGCCUGCUCCGUUCUUCUCCUAAACAGAGGUAGUGGAGACACUGGGCACGGGGUAAGGUGAUUGCAUGCUAAUCAAUGUGUCACUAGGCUGUGGAAUGCUCCACAGGCUGGGUGCUGAGAGGGAAAUCCAGGCCUCUGCUUCCAUUUGGUUUCUGGCAGUUUGAUGUUUACUUGGUGUCCUUCAUGUACUUUGACUUUUACUUGUCCAUCGUUGGCAUGUGCUGCCCUUCCCUGUCAACUCCCUUCCCCAGGAGAUCUCAUUGUACAGUGCCCAUUCUUGUUCUUUCUCUCUGUGUUUGGAUGUACUGCUCUGUGUAACUCAGUGGGUCUCCCUCUUUCUGGUUUGUUUUUUUUUCUAGAUUCCUGCCGUUUGUUCAUCGUUGUGCCUAAAGCAUGUCGAUGUGGCGUUCAAGUACAUCGUCCAAAUCCUUGUCUCUUCAGCUUCUCUGAUGCUUGAACUCUCACCUUUGACCUUGUGUUGACCUUUGAUGCUGAUGUGUAUUUUUAUUACGUUUGUUUCUUUCCUUUUUUUUUUUUUGUGCUGCCAAAUUGGUUUUGCUAGAAAGACUGCUGAAGGGGAAUAUUUAAACUUGCAUUUGAAUAUAAAAGAAUUUCUAUUUUUCUAGACCUUCGUAAGAUAACCACUUGAUUUUGUGAAUUUGAUUCUUUGUAAUUGUCUUCAGAGCAGCCUUGCUAGCAUACCUUGUGGAGUAUUUGUAUUUCUGUGAACAUACAGCCAAUCACUUUCUAGGCUUAGUUUUUUCUGUGUGCUUAGUUUUAAAAACACAGUUCGAAGAAAAAGUCAGUUAUAUGGUGUGACUUAAUCUUUCAGGAGACUUCUUAGUCACAUUUUGCUGAUUUGGUUUCUGUACUUGAGGAGACAGCAUGUGUUUUUAUGAGUUCAAACUUGUGACUUGAAGUGGCAUCAACAGAAAACACUUGAACUACAUUUUCUUCUGAUUGUAGCUACAUUUUUGCCCUGGCAUUUACUGAUUUUUUUUUUUAAUUAUUAUUAUUUUUCCCUCGCUUCCCUGUGUGAUUAUCAGUCUGCAGUGAAAAUUUGAUCAAAGUUGAUGUUGUAUUUUGUUAAGCUCCAGCAUGCUUGGUUUCUUUGUAACUACAAUCUCCUCAGCAAAAUGUGAUGGUUUUGUUUUAAUCUUUCAAACUAAGAUAGUGCCCAGAAAUGUUUUGCAUGUUUCCUGCUGUUUCUUCACACCCUCGUAUAUAUCACCUUCACCUCUCUGUUUUCUAUAGUUUGUGCAAAAACUGAGCAAUUUAAUGGGUUUCAAAGGUAUCCUUUAAAUUGGUGGUUUUGGUAUGACAAAUAUCUGAUCAGAAGCCACCUGAGGGCAUCUACCUGUGCACUUAGACUGUCUGCCUGACAGAGCACCUGGACCUUGUUCCAUAUCCAGUGCUGUCAGAGGCUCUGAGGGUGCUUGGUUGCACUACUCAUGUAGUGAAAGUUUUGGUGGAAGGGGAUAGCUGGGAACAGGAAGGUGGGGGAACUUCACAAUAUUUCAGUUUCCAAAGUUAUGUGAAGCCAAUGCUCCUUUCAAACGCUUUACUAUAAGCAUUUUGUACAAGUCAGGGCACAUUUCUGUGAAGUCCAUCCCCAGUUUAAUACCAUCAGUCAGAGCUUGGUGGCAGGAUUCUGGAAGAAUCUAGGUUAGCUCAUGAAACGAAGUGUUUAAAAUAUCCCAGAGAAAGCAUUUGUAAACCUGAUCCUAUAACUGCUGGCUCUUUUCCCAAGUGACAAGCACAAUUCAACAGCCUCUGAAGCUGUUACCUGAACAGGGUACCAUCCCCAGCUCUCUUCUCAAGGGCCUUAGCUGGGGAAUCUCUGCGGAGAUUUUUUAAUUUUUGUUUAGUUUUUAAUUGGGUAAUGAGCUGAGCAGUUUUGCUGGCUUGCAGGAUGAACUAGAACAGGUUACUGCUCUCUGGGUAGCAGGCUUCCCCCUGCCCUACGUAUCCGUCUGCACAGGUAGGAACUGGGAAGUAGCUUGUAGAUGAAGGCACCUGAAGAGUGUGUGCUGUGAUGAAGUUUCAGUCAGCAGCAGCAAGCUAGUGUAGGUAUCUUAACAGUAGAAAUAAUGUGAAAUGAAAUCCCAGGAGAAGGGUUUUUGCUGAGAAAACAAAUAGAGUUUGAUUGGAUAGAAAUCAUAAUUUUGUCCAGUGUUCAGGAUAAUGCAAAGAUGUAAAGAUUUUUUUCUACCCUAGUCCUGAGUUGGAUGAGGAUACUGUAUUCUUAAUAGGUGUUGACCAGACUUGUGUAGACAGUCCUUAAUCUGCUUAUAAAACAUAAAGAACAUGUUUGGAUAUGGUACAUAUACCUGGGAGUGAAACGUGAGGCUGGAUGAGAAAAGGGUAGAGAUUUAUUUAUUUGGGAAGUAGGGUUGUGGGCUGGCUGCUGUUAGUCCCACAGUCUGAAUGCACAGGGCUGUGUGCCGGGGGGCACUGAUACCCUGCAGUGUAUGGAGUAACUAUCAAUAUGUUUCUGUACAUGCGCAUUUGGUUCCAUAAGGAACUUUGGGGAAACCUGUGGAAAAUUAUCUGAAGAAAACCAAAAUGCCAAAUGUUGGGUGUUUCUUUCCUUUCUUCUUUCCUUUUCUUCCUUUGGUUGUUUUAAUUGUUCUGUGGUGGUUUUAAUGGAUUUGAGACAGUGGAGCAGCAGCUGCCUUUCUGAUUUUUGGCUGCUUUUUGUGAAUAAUUUAAAAAGAAAAUUUACAUUUUGGAGACAAACCUGUGGGCUUUUUUAUUGGUACAAACAUUGUAUUUAACACUAGGGGUUUUGUACAGUUUUUUGCCUUUUCUACUAGAAAACAAUGUAAAGUGAUUCACAAUGUGACGAGAAAACAAAUUGCCACUAUGACCAAAUGUAGAGUCUGUUCUGCAGUAACAGGAUUUAAUCAACUCGAAGUCGUGGUUCAGUUGUAGAAAUGCUUUUCUUUACCUUGUUUGAGCUGUUCCUUUUUUUCUUGUUUUGAUUUGCAAAACAAAAUGUCUUUUUGUGUGAAAUUGUGUUGUACUCUGUAGAGAAUUUACUUUAAUGGUUUAAAAAGCAGAGGAGCGCAUGUUGCUUUUCUGAUCUGAUCACAGAGUUUGUGUAGUGGAUUUAAAAAUGAAAAGAUUUGUUACAAGUUUGGAACAAGCGAGUAUGUGUUAAAGGAAUUUUCUUCCUUUUGUGUGUGUGUGUGUUUUUUUUUUCUUUUUGUCCCAAAGGGCAACUUAAAGCUGUUUUAAUUGCACAGACACACCAACAACAAGUCAUUUUGUAUAUGCCAAGUGUGGUACCUUCCUUUGUUUAUUUGCUAUUAAACUGUUUGAGAAGA